AUGGCUUCCGCCGGCAUCAGGCAAUGUGUUCGCGAUGUUACGCUUUAUCUGGUUUAUCUAAUCUUCAUAUCCACUCUGGGACCCCUCCAAUUUGGAUACCACUUGUCUGAACUCAACGCCCCUCAAGAUGUCAUUACAUGUAAGAAGACAUCCGUCGCGGACCACGUUGGUUCUCAACCCGACUCCAAGCUUCCCCAAUGCAUACCUAUGAACGAAGCCGAAUUCGCAGCCCUGUCCUCGAUGUUCGUUCUAGGCGGAUUCAUUGGCGCUAUAACUUCUGGUCCGAUAGCUGGGAGUUAUGGUAGGCUGCUAGCUAUGAGGCUUACAAGUGUAUUCUUCGUGCUGGGUUCUGGUCUUACCACACUAGCCAGUACUGUACCUAUCAUGUCUAUUGGACGAUUCGUGGCUGGUAUUGGUGCAGGAGCUUCAACAGUUAUUGUGCCCAUCUAUAUAUCUGAGGUUGCGCCGCCGAAGGAGAGGGGCUUGUUUGGAUCUAUGACGCAAGUUACGAUCAAUAUCGGUAUUCUGAUUACGCAGAUUUUGGGAUACUAUUUCAGUAAGGGUUCAUUGUGGAGAGUUAUACUGGCCGUUGGCGGAGCAAUUGGGUUAGUUCAAGGACUUGGAUUGUGUUUCGUUCCAGAAAGUCCAGCGUGGUUGGCAGCACAUAAAAAUCCUCAGCAAGCUGUUCGGAUUCUACAACGUAUCCGUGGCCAUGGAUCGUCUAUUGCGGAAGAAAUUGAGGAUUGGGAUGUUGACAAGAACGUGGAAGAGGAAGAGCGCUUACUAGUGGAUCCUGAGUCUCGAGAGAGACGUCCAUCCACAAUCAGCAAGGCAUCCUCGAGAUCAGCAGCACAUAUUGGGUUCUUCCAGGUCGCGCGAGACCCGUUCUACAGACCUGCAAUCAUCGCCGUCAUUGGCAUCAUGUGUGCUCAGCAACUUUGCGGAAUCAACAGCAUCAUGAUGUACUCCGUAUCUCUCCUCCAUGGCGUUUUACCAAUCACAUCCUCGCUUCUCACCAUCAUAAUCUCUGUGGUCAACCUCUGCACCACUAUAACGUGUGCACCCCUAGCGGACAAAAUAGGCCGCAAGACUUGCCUGCUGGUUUCCAUCUCAGGAAUGGGCACUAUGUCGCUAUGUUUGGCCCUCUCUCUUCGCUGGGAACUCAAGCUCUUCUCUGCGAUUUCCGUGCUCCUUUUCGUAGCUUUCUUCGCUGCUGGUCUUGGCCCAGUACCUUUCAUGAUGGCCAGCGAACUAGUCGGGACUGAAGCCGUUGGAGCCACACAGAGCUGGGCACUAGGAGCUAACUAUGUGGCCACGUUCCUCGUGGCGCAGUUCUUCCCUAUCUUGAACACAUUUUUGAAUGAAAGGCUUGGUGGGAAGGGUUGGGCUUACUUUGUGUUCGCUGGAUUUGCGGCUGUGUGUUUUGUGUUUGUUAGUUGGAAGGUUCCGGAAACCAAAGGGAAGAAGGAUCCGGAUGAGGUUUGGGGAAGGGUUAGAAGAGUUGAUUGA
Cadophora gregata is the source of this 1509-nucleotide messenger RNA. RefSeq lists its product as uncharacterized. The record is from RefSeq and is a predicted model, not a curated record. Gene Ontology annotation, biological process: monosaccharide transmembrane transport. Gene Ontology annotation, cellular component: membrane. Gene Ontology annotation, molecular function: hexose transmembrane transporter activity. Lineage: Eukaryota; Fungi; Ascomycota; Leotiomycetes; Helotiales; Ploettnerulaceae. The transcript has 2 exons. Bases 1 to 1509 code for a protein of 502 amino acids.